Molecule: messenger RNA, 1242 nt
Organism: Prorocentrum cordatum
Lineage: Eukaryota; Dinophyceae; Prorocentrales; Prorocentraceae
Source: the annotation of a GenBank genome assembly
AUGGCAGGGUGGCCUCGCCACGACCUGAAGUGGAACAUACUCGCUCAUGGAGGACGUGCCGACAAAAGUGGGCCGACAAUGUACGACACCUGCAUGACAUUCUCUCCCGGUGCGGCUCAGGUGCUCCCACCGCCCUUGGACCUGCAGCAGGACGCUUUCGCACUGAACUACCUGCAAGAUUGGCAGCGCUGGUCAGCGGCUAAAGUGGCGGCCCGAGGCAGUGGCGGCCCCGUGGCCACCGCCACCUGUGAAGGCCUUCGUGGCCAGGACCAAGUGCACCACGCCAUCGUCUCCUUGGGCCAGGAUCUCGCGCAGAUUUCCCCUGCCGACUACUACGACCCCGUCGUGCUGGUAGUGGCCUCCGCAGCGUGCGACUCCCUCGCGCCUCAGACGGAGCGACAGUUCUUUGCCGUCUCUAUUGACGCGGAGAUGGCCAAGUUCAUGCCCCAGCGCGAGGGCAGCCACGGCACCGCCAGCCACGGCACCGCCUACCGCGACGCGUGGUCCUGGAGCUCGAGAGAGAACGAGACCGAGAGCGACCAGCAGCAGGUCGAGAUGGCUUCGACGGUGGUCAGUACUGGAGAGAAGCUGCCCGUGCCAGACACCUUCCAGCUGCAUCGCACCACUGUGCGUCUCGUCACCCUCAGGCGGGUCCGUGGCUUCGCCUUCGGUCUGCAGUACGCUUUCAUGAACCUCGGCGGCGCGGUCGGUGAGAACUUGAUCGAUCUCGUUCGGUUGCAGACGUGGCUGAUGCCCUGGGGUGAAGCGGUGGCCGUGGACGCAUCCUACAGCUGCGAAGCAGCGAGUGCGCCCGAAGCAGGGCCCCGUCAGUGCAGGCUGGCGAUAGUCUACAGAUGCUCCUUCUUUCCUCCGCCGCGAGGCCUCGGCCAGGACGCCCUCGACCUCGCCACGCCAGAGCCCGCGCCCGCGGCGCUGCCCCUCUUCGAGGCGGCGGAGGCCUGCGGCCAGGCUUGGGUGGAGCGGCCCGAGACCGCCGGCAGCGCAGUGAACCGGUACACGACCUACCUCGUGCGCGGCACGCUCGGCAGAGAGGAGGCGGCGUUCUCCAGCCGGCGGCGCUACUCCGAUUUCGAGUGGCUCCGGAAGGCGCUGGUGGCGAAUUUCCCCGGCGUGAGGGUACCGCCGUUGCCGCGCAAGCAGAGGGCGGGCCGGUUCGAGGACGCCUUCGUGGAGGCGCGGCGGAGCGGCCUGGAGGACCGAGGGGUCGCAGGUGGCAAAUAG